GAUGUGGAGAAAGAGAAGGAAACCCACAAUUACCUCAGCAAAGAGGAAAUCCAAGAGAAAAUUCAUAAAUACAAUUUAGCAGUCACAGACAAGUUGAAGAUGACCUUGAAUCCGAAUGGGACUUACACUGGCUUCAUCAAGGUGCAGAUGGAGCUCUGCAAGCCCCCGCAGGCGUCUCCGAGCACCGGAAGGCCCGCUCCCGGCAACAGCGGCUGCAUGAACACUCUUCACAUCAGCAGCACCACGACCGUGGGGGAAGUGAUCGAGGCCCUGCUCAAAAAGUUCCUCGUGACCGAGAGCCCUGCCAAGUUUGCACUUUAUAAGCGUUGUUACCGGGAAGAUCAAGUCUACGCCUGCAAGCUCUCAGACCGGGAGCAUCCACUGUACCUGCGCUUGGCAGCAGGGCCCAGAACAGACACACUUAGUUUUGUUCUCCGUGAACAUGAAAUUGGAGAGUGGGAAGCCUUCAGCCUUCCAGAACUGCAGAAUUUCUUGCGUAUCUUGGACAAGGAAGAGGAUGAGCAGCUGUAUAACCUGAAGAGGCGCUACACGGCCUACAGACAGAAGCUGGAGGCGGCCCUCAGCGAGGUGUUGAAACCCGGUUAAAGGCCGGCUCCCGGAGGCUCAGGGCGCGCAGGGACUGCGGACAAACCAGCAGCAAGUCUCUUCUCGGAGGGCUGUUUCCUGGCCCCGUGAUGCGAGGGUCUUCCCCCUUUUAUCUCUAGAGCUAGCUCUCCAAACCUGGGCCGCAGCCCCUGCGCCUGGCGACCUCUGUCCGGGAUCCCGCGAGCUUGUCUGUUACAGCUGCGUGUCCCUCCCGCGAGCUGGGCCACGCGAUGCUCGGAAGCAUGGACUCUGGGUUUUGUUUUCUCGUCUUCUCUGUUAUUUUAAUUAUUUGAUGAUGAUGUUAAGCUUAAGGAUGUGCAAAUGAUUUUUAAAAAGCUUAACAAGGAAUCUUAUCUGAAUACUUGUCCUAUGUUGAAACUACCUGUCUUUUUUUUUUUUUUUUUUUUCAAUAUCAGAGGGAACAUCCAUGUGAAUGAAAGGCACAGGAAGCUGGGAACUCUGAGGAAUUUGGGAGGGACUUUGGAGGAGCUUGACAUUUCAGGAAAGUAAAGAGCAAGUUGGGAAGAAGGCUUGAGUGGAGUUGGAGGAGCUCUGAGUGAGGGUGGUUUGGGUGAUGAGUUGAUGGAGGAGAGAGAAAGGUAUAUUUGUUUGUCAAGGAGUUAAAAGCAUUCAGUUUUGAAGUGUUAGACCCACUGUAGCACUGCUUGGUUUCUUAGUGAAUAAAAUAUGAAAACAGCACCAAAGAAAGUAGGAGCUAGACCAAAGAGGGGGGUGGUGACUGAGGCCGACCGGAACGUUGUUGCAUGCCAUGCCGGCAGGUGAUGGUCCAGAGCCGGGGAGGGGAGCCUGCCUUCCCGGGUCCUGCCUUCCCAGAUUCUGCCUUUUCAAGUGGAAGGUGCAGCUUCCCUGGGCAGGUGGAGCAGGGACUGUGUGUAACUCCUGCUGAGUUAUUGCUUUUCCCUGAGGUUGUUUCCAAAGCUGAAAAGGAGUCUGGGUAGGGCCCCUGUUUCUCCCGAUGGUUGGCUGGGAGAUUUGUUCAGGAAAGAGCUCACUGCACACUUUGUGACAAUCACUCCUCCGUUUCCCUUUCCCUUCCCCUCCCUAUCUUUUCCCUCCUUCCCUUUCCCUUCUCCCUUCCUCUUACCAAUGGAAGUCCGUUCUGUGUAGUGGAGAACAGGGCUAUGGAUGAAAGACCCAAUACUACCAGAACCUCGGUUCCGAGGAGGCCUUCACUGAGGAGGACGACAGCAAGAAGGGGGAGGGCCCUCCCCUGGCACCACAGAGGGGCAAUUUAUGGAAACAUUUUAUCAAAAGUGCAUGUUCCUUCCGACCAAAGAAAUGCAUGUGCAAUAGAAGCCUUCCUUAAAGCAAGUUAAAUAACCUCAUUUUAUGCAGCAAUUAAUCUGAAAACAAUGGGAAAGGUGUACUGUGGUUCUAGAGAGGGAUUUACAGUCUAUUUUUUUUUGUCUAGAUAUUUUUUGUUUUUAUAAAUUCCCAAGGAAUUGUUAACGCUUUGGUGACACCUACUGGAUUCUUUGUGAAAUUCCAAGGUGCUUCAGCUCUUUGCCUUCUCCGCGAACUGUGCCUUUUAAUGCAUUUGUUUCCCUCCCGGGGGCUCUUCUGACUGUCAGAGAGCUCCCUCUCGGAGGCAGAUGAAGUGCUGGCGAUGCUGUGCCACACGUUACUGAGACAAUCGUAUCUUCCUAAGCUUUUCGAGGAAAGAUGGAAAAAAAAGUAGAGCUAGCUAUAAAAUAUGUAUGGCACAUCUUGUUUAAUUUUGCAUGUGACUUCUUUUUAGUGCAUUGAUGAGGUUUUAGUGUCAUUGUCACCCAACACUUUAUUGUUCAGGGAAUGCCUUCACGGUUUUUAUACUGGUUUUACUAUUCAGACUGUGGCUUGGGUUUGAGUAUAGUGUUAUCAACCACCUGCUCUUUUCUCUACCCAUCCCAGUAAGCUUAUAUUUUGUGAAGCAUUUGUUUCUCAGAUUAAGACACUGUUAGAACCUAAUGUAGUAGCUGAUGGGUAUCUGAAUUUUUUUUUUUUUUUUUUACUUGAAGUAGAUUGUCUAAAGUAGGCACCCUCACCUGUAUCAUCCAGACCCUGUUUAUUGUCGUGUGCACUACAAGUUGCAAUUCGGAAAAUUCUUACUGUUCUUGAAGAUCGAUGCUCUCUCCAAGACACUGGUUACUGCAGCGAGGUUAAUGUGUAAAAGAAGGGCCAGUAAGGCCACUGAUUUUUAAAAAUCAUUGUGCAAAUUCUUAUGUUAAAUUAUCUAAGCUUUGCUGUAAUACUGUUUUCUCUUCACUAUGUGAUGGUACAGGAAUGAUGUCAAAUGAAGGGGGGAAAUAUUGCAGGGGAGCAUUGCAAAUUACAGACAUAAAAGUUAUAAUAUUUAUAAUUUUGAGGAGUGUAAGUUUAUUUUUAUAGGGAACAUUUUUCUUCCCUAAAUUGUUUUUGGAAUGGCAAUUUGUUUCCAUUAUUAAAAGUCGAUGUUGUCAGUUGA
Messenger RNA from Myotis brandtii (Brandt's bat), 3070 nucleotides. It is a transcript of the gene RASSF3, whose product is annotated as Ras association (RalGDS/AF-6) domain family member 3. Gene Ontology annotation, cellular component: cytoplasm. Bases 100 to 606 code for a protein of 168 amino acids. Gene Ontology annotation, biological process: signal transduction. The transcript is spliced from 4 exons. Lineage: Eukaryota; Metazoa; Chordata; Mammalia; Chiroptera; Vespertilionidae. The record is from RefSeq and is a predicted model, not a curated record.